Taeniopygia guttata (zebra finch) is the source of this 4250-nucleotide messenger RNA. Lineage: Eukaryota; Metazoa; Chordata; Aves; Passeriformes; Estrildidae. The record is from RefSeq and is a predicted model, not a curated record.
CUCCCGGUGCUCCGGCGCCUCCCGGUUCUUCGCCGCUCCCGCGCCGUGUCCCCGGUGCUCCGUCACCGCCGUGUCCCCCGUGCCCGGCUGCCUCGGCGCGUGGUGUGGCCGCAUCGGCCCCGACUUUGGCUGCCCGCGGCGGGUCGGGCUGCGCGUUGCGGUACCGGGAGCGGUCGCUCCGGGGCUGGCCGGACGGGUUGUGCGGCGGAUGUGCCGCCGCUGUCCGGGGCGCGGAGAUCUGCCGGAGGAGCGGGAGAGAACGGACGGGUUGAGUGACCGGGUCAGCCCGGGGUGUCCCGGUCCCCGCGAUCACCGGAGGCACGACAGCGCGCUGGCACUACCGUGACAGGGAGGCGGUUCGAGCCCCGGGGUCCGUGUUCGCGGAGAUUGCGCUGCCACGGACGGACCCCACCGGUCCCGGAGGCGAGAAGAGUGUCUCGGAGCAUCCCGGAGCGCUGCGGGCGGAACGGUGCCCAGGGAUGCGCCCGCCGGGGAUGCGCCGCCGCGCCCCUUGUUCCCGGUGUCUGAACCUGCCGGUCGGGAGCUGUGGCUGUUUGCUGGCUGUGGAAGGAUGGUGAAGCUGUGAACUGAGGGAAAUAGCUCUUCCCGUCAAAGGCAGAAUUGGCUGGUUUGAGGAAAAAGGGUGUCGUUUGCCAGGGAAAUCCGUCUUUCAAAGCAGCUGCUGGUGCCUUUCAGUUCCAGCAUCCGCACGCUGUGGGCAUGGAACAGUGGCAGUGCUGUCUGUGGUGUCCGAGGAACCGUUCCUGGGGUUGCAAAUCGUUAGGGCAUUGAUCAGGCACCUGCGAGGUUGUUCUGGGUGUGCAGUGACAGCUUCGUGGCGCUUGGCGCUCACACGGUGAUGCCAUGGCUGGUGGAACCGGGGUGGGAGCUGCUCUCGGCAGACCUGGCACAGCACGGCACUAAGCUUCCAAAUGCAUGGACUUGUUGUCCUGCUGGACUCCAAGGAAUCGCAGGCAGAGCUGGGCUGGACCUCACACCCAUCGAACGGGUGGGAAGAGAUCAGCGGCGUGGAUGAAACCUACAGACCCAUACGCACCUACCAGGUCUGCAACGUCAUGGAGCCCAACCAGAACAACUGGCUGCAGACGGGCUGGAUCGCCAGGCGUGACGGCCAGAGGAUCUUCAUUGAGCUGAAAUUCACCCUGAGGGACUGCAACAGCAUCCCUGGGGUGACGAGCACUUGCAAGGAGACUUUCAACUUGUACUACGUGGAGUCUGACUCCGACCUGGGCCGGAGCGUGCGUGACAGCAGGCACACCAAGAUCGACACCAUCGCCGCUGACGAGAGCUUCACGCAGGGAGACCUGGGCGAGCGCAAGAUGAAGCUGAACACUGAGCUGAGGGAGAUUGGGCACCUGAGCAAGAGAGGCUUCCACCUGGGCUUCCAGGACGUGGGCGCCUGCGUGGCGCUGGUCUCCGUGCGGGUUUAUUACAAGAAGUGUCUCAGCACCGUGCAGAACUUGGCCAUGUUCCCAGACACGGUGGCAGAGACGGCCUUUGUGACGCUGGUGGAAGUGAAGGGCACUUGUGUUGCCCAUGCUGAGGUGGAUGUGGAUAACCCCCCUCGGAUGCACUGCAGCGCUGAGGGCGAGUGGCUGGUCCCCAUAGGGAAAUGCAUGUGCAGCCCUGGCUUUGAGGAGAAGGACGGGGGAUGCAGAGCUUGCCUGCCGGGGUUUUACAAGCUCUCCCUCCGCCUCCCUCUCUGUUCUCCAUGCCCUGAGCACAGCUUCACGCACGAGGAAGCCUCCACGUUCUGUUUGUGCCAGACGAAUUACUCCAGGUCUCCUUCAGACCCGCCAUCUGCCUCCUGCACACGUCCCCCGUCUGCGCCGAGGGACCUGGUGUACAGCCUGCGGCAGUCAUCCCUGGUGCUGCAGUGGAGUGCCCCGGCCGACGCGGGCGGCCGCAGCGACCUGACCUACAGCCUGUGGUGCGGCCGCUGCCCGGCGGUGCCCGCGGGCCGCUGCCAGCACUGCGGCAGCAGCGUGGGCUUCGUGCCGCAGCAGACGGGGCUGGUGGAGCGCACGGUCACCCUGGUGAACCUCCUGCCUCACGUCAACUACACCAUCCGCGUGCUGGCCCUCAACGGCGUCUCGGCCCUCAGCCCGCUGGCCGGCCAGCAGUACGCCGAGGUCACCGUGUCCACCGGCCACACGGUGCCAACUCCCGUCACCGACAUCCGCACAGAUAAAGUGGAGCAGAAGAGCGUCUCGCUGUCCUGGCAGGAGCCAGGCUUCCUGACUGCCAAUGGCACCGAGUACGAGGUCAAGUACUUCGAGAAGGAUCAGAGAGAUCAAAGUUACUCAACUGUGAAAACCACAUCCACGGCCGUGACGGUCAAUAACCUGAAGCCUGGUACCCUCUACAUUUUCCAAAUCCGAACAUCUUCCUCCCCAGACUAUGGGAACUACAACCCUGGCAUUGAAGUGGAGACCUUGGCAGAGUUGACAGUGGCCUCCAGGGAGCAGAAACCCGUCCUGAUCAUCGCAGUGGUGGCCACCGUGGGGCUGACGGUGCUGGUGUCCGUGCUGGUCAGCGUGGUGGUCUGGAGGAGGCAGUGUGGGUACAGCAAAGCCAGCCAGGAUGGGGACGAGGAGCUGUACUUCCACUUUAAAAUACCAACCAGGAGGACUUACAUUGACCCCAGCACCUGUGAAGACCCCAUGCAGGCUGUGCACCUCUUUGCCAAGGAACUGGACAAUGCCAGCAUCAAAAUUGAGAGGAUUAUCAGGACAGGAGAGUUUGGGGAGCUGUGCCGGGGGUGCCUGAAGCUGCCCAGCAAGCGGGAGCUGCCGGUGGCCAUCCAGACGCUGCGGGCAGGCUGCUCUGAGAAGCAGCAGCGCUCCUUCCUGGCCGAGGCCUGCACCAUGGGCCAGUUUGACCACUCCAACGUCAUCCGCCUGGAGGGGGUCAUCACCAGAGGGAGCACCAUGAUGAUAGUGAUGGAAUACAUGGGGAACGGCCUGCUGGACUCCUUUCUCAGAAAACACGAGGGGCAGCUCACAGGCACGCAGCUGAUCUGCAUGCUGCAGGGCAUCGCCUCUGGCAUGGCGUACUUGGCAGAGAUGGGCUACGUACACAAAAGCCUGGCUGCCCACAAGGUCCUCGUGAGCAGCAGCCUGGCAUGCAAGAUCACGGGGUUCAGGCGGCCGCAGGAAGACAAGAUGGAAACCAUCUUCUCCACCAUGCGUGGGAAGAGCCUGGUGCUGUGGUCAGCCCCUGAGGCCGUCCAGUAUCACCACUUCAGUCCUGCCAGCGACGUGUGGAGCUUCGGGAUCGUCAUGUGGGAAGUCAUGUCCUACGGCGAGAGACCCUACUGGGACAUGUCCCACCAGGAUGUGAUGAAGGCUGUGGAGGAUGGGUUCCGCCUGCCCGCCCCGGCCAACUGCCAGCCACCCCUCCACCAGCUGAUGCUCAGCUGCUGGCAGAAGGAGCGCAGCCAGCGGCCCAAGUUCUCGCAGAUCCACAACGCCUUGAGCAAGCUGCUGCAGAGCCUGGAGCCCCCGGAGUGCCCCAGCUCCACGUGCCCCAGGUCCCAUGGCACGUCCCUCCCCCUCUCCAAGAGAGCCUUCUCGGCCUUCCCGUCCUUCAGCUCCGUGGCUGAGUGGCUGGAAGCCAUAGAAAUGGGCAGAUACAAGGACAACUUCACUGCUGCGGGCUACUGCUGCCUGGAGUCGGUGGCCAGGAUGACAGCCCAAGACAUCCUCAGCCUGGGGAUCACGCUGGCAGAGCACCAGGAGACCCUCCUGAGCGGGAUCCAGAGCCUGCGGGCGCAGGUGAUCCGGAUGCACGGCCGGGGCGUGCAGGUGUGAGGCCGUGUCCCUGCUCCCUGCGAGGAGAAGCCUGCUGGCCCCGAGCACCCCACCUCGGAACCCUCAGCUGGGAAAUGCUGUGUGCUGCCACACUCACAGCAGGAGAGCAGGGCUCCUGUCCCCUGUGCCGGCAGCCCAGCGCUCCUGGGCGGUGCCUGGGGGGACGAGGCUCUCCCAGCACUGUUUUGUAAGAUGAGUCAAACUGUACUGAUGCCAUUUCAUGUGGUAGGUGAGUUCACAGGGUGGGAUGGACCUUUUUGCACUGUCUUGAUCCAGAGCCAACACUUCUGUAUCCAGUAUCCUGCUGGUGAAUCUGUCACUGUCGAGGCAGGACGGGAAUGAGAAGACUCUGACUCAGAAGCUGCUGAGAGUAAAACUCUGGUUUAUUCAAAAUGCACCACUCUUUUAUACAGAGCU